GCGACGACCCAGAACGCUUCUGCUGCAGGAAAUCGGACUAAAAGCGCGAAAGCAUAACCGAAUGCUGUAAGCGUCGCGCUCUUUCUCGACGCAGCAGAAACGCGAUGACAGGAAUUGACGCGCGUUUGGGUGAUUGACGCGAGGUGUUGCGUAAAAUGGGCGGGGUAGGCUGUGAUGUCAAACACGUUGUUGAUGUUGAUGUAUAUAAACGCGUUUUUAUGUUAUAGUGCACGCGACGGCGGUGCGAGGGAACGCGAGUAAAGGUAGAAUGCGUUUUGUAAUGUUUUUCAAGUGAAAGUUACGUUGUGUUUAUUGCUGGAAAAUAAUGAAAGUGAUUACGAUCUUUUGUAGGUGUGUUAUUGAUAUGCACGUGGGCUACUAGAAAUUAAAAAUAAAUAAAUAAAAAUCAGAAAACAUCGGUUUAUGCAAAUUCUGUAUGUUUUAAAGCAUGCCGCAUACCGGUGCUUUAAUAGCUUUAACGGGAUACGGGAUGAAAUUUAUGUACGUGAUAUUGACACGCUGUCAUGCAUUUCAGUUCAGUGAAUAUCAUAUUUUUCUCUGAGCAUCAUCAUGAUAUUUUCUUUCUGGUUGUUUUAAUGUUGCUAAGGGCUGUGUUCACAUCCUCAGGCCACCGCAAAGCAUGCUUUCUGUCUGUAGUUCACGAGCACCAGUUACAUUCUACUGUAGGUCUGAAAAUAUGUGAAGAAUGUGACCAUAUGGAAAAAAAGAUCUUGAAAACACACACGAAGAUUUCUGUUGCUGACAUUUUUAUCAAGCUUUUUAAGCUUUUUCUUCUUUUAAAUAGAUGCUAAGAUCCAGCUCCAGAGAUCACAGCUCAUCGGCAGGUUCAGAAAAUAUACAGUUAGAAAGAACAUAUAAAAAAUGAUAUAUGAAGACACAUCAGGUGUGAUGUGUUUGACACGUGAAGUUACUGAAGACACACGUGGAAAUGAAGUUUGUGUAGAGUGAGAAAUUCUCUCAUCACAACCUGUUGACUGAUCGAUGUGUGCGUGUCGAUGAGGAUUUUAAACAGAAUUUAUAAAAAGAGAUGAUUUUGUUCAAAUCUAAAUAAUAAAUGACCUCAUUGUGUUGAAUGAAUGUUUAUUAUAAUUAUGAUGAUGAAGUUGUUAAAUCGUUUGUGUUGAGUUAAAGAUAUGAAGUGCACAUAUCAGGAUUUAUAUCAAUAAAUAAAGGUAGCAUUCAUAUGUGCGCACUGUACUGUUCUGGGAUCAGGAUGGAUGUGGCAGAGACCGAAGCGAGUCACGCGGAGUCACCGGUUCCCAAACGCAGCAGAGGACGACCUCGCAAACCACCACAGGAGUGUGAGGAAGCUUCUGCUCCCAGACGCCCGAGAGGACGACCAAAGGGCAGUAAAAGUAAAGGCCAGCGCGUCACAGCGAGGGUAGAGCCGACAGGAGAGAGGAGACCUCGAGGAAGACCACGAAAAUGGCCACAGAAAACGGCUCCUCUGGAAGAAAAGCAGUCUUCUGAUCCUGAGGUGAAAGGGGCGGAGUCAUCAGAAGAUCCGGUCACUCAGACUCCGCCUUCUCCUUCACCGCCACAGGAGAGCGUUUAAAACUACCUCACAGAAUAUUUUCGUACGGCAUCGAGGACCACAUGUCUCGGCUCCGUCUGAUGUGACCCUGAAAAACGACUUUCACUGCUGUAAACUCCUGCACUGACCAUCACGAUGUCGUGUUUGUGAAUCUGGAAGAAAACCCAGUUCAUUUACCGUGUGAAUCGCAUUCUAAUCUCAUUGCUCUUCAAAAUCUUCACGUUUUGAUUGUGAUUUAUGAAAUGACUUGACGCUGACUAUUCAUCAUGUUUGUUUGUCGAUUGAACUCAUCUCACGCGUAUGUUUCGAUACGUUUAAAGCUGCGUACUGUAAAUACUGAACAGCCUGACAUCACAGAUCGCUCAGUGCAGAAAUGCAUCCCAUAAUACAUGAUUACAAAAGAAUCAUUACUUUAUGAAUGACACGGCUAGUUUACAAAGCACAACCGAAGACAUCAAAACUAUGUGAGAAAUGGUUUCAUGACUUCUCAGGACAUCAAUGACCAAAGCUUGACUCAUCGUUUUACCUCCCAAACGUGAUUUGUAUCUUGUUUUAUUGUUGAAGUUUAAUGUUUACAGCAGGAUAAAUGGAUCCAAACAAAUUCUUGACUGUGUUGUUACGCAAACAGACCAAAUGUAAGAAAUGAUUUGACAACAUGAAGACGGUGAAAUGUUUUACCUCAAUAGCAGAGACCUCCGUUCUGUUGUUUGUGUUCUCCACAUCAGCUGUAAUAUCAUUUCAGUUUUUUAUUGUAUUUGUCAGAGUGUUUUUAUUCAUCAGACAAAUGUCACUUUCUAGGGUUCUCCUGGAAAUACAAAGUAGUUUUGAAGUCUUGUAUUUGAAUGAAAAUGCCAACUAUUUGAUACACGGAUCGUGACAUGUCGAGCCAGUUUUACUGUUAACAUCUGAAAAUGUGCCUCAUGAACACAGACUCAGGUAACCGUUUCUCUUAUUGGUCAGUACUGAUGUCUAUCAUCAGAAUAAAGUGACUUUAUAUUUGAUUCAGUAUUUUGUCCUUAA
This is a messenger RNA of Triplophysa rosa, 2575 nucleotides long. Its product is annotated as high mobility group AT-hook 2b. Gene Ontology annotation, cellular component: nucleus; chromatin. The record is from RefSeq and is a predicted model, not a curated record. Lineage: Eukaryota; Metazoa; Chordata; Actinopteri; Cypriniformes; Nemacheilidae. Gene Ontology annotation, biological process: regulation of DNA-templated transcription. Gene Ontology annotation, molecular function: transcription coregulator activity; DNA binding. Bases 1205 to 1576 code for a protein of 123 amino acids. The transcript is spliced from 5 exons.